Fundulus heteroclitus (mummichog) is the source of this 4914-nucleotide messenger RNA. It is a transcript of the gene mtr, whose product is annotated as 5-methyltetrahydrofolate-homocysteine methyltransferase. Lineage: Eukaryota; Metazoa; Chordata; Actinopteri; Cyprinodontiformes; Fundulidae. The record is from RefSeq and is a predicted model, not a curated record. Gene Ontology annotation, biological process: pteridine-containing compound metabolic process. The transcript is spliced from 33 exons. Gene Ontology annotation, molecular function: methionine synthase activity; zinc ion binding; cobalamin binding. Bases 136 to 3954 code for a protein of 1272 amino acids.
UAAUUUGAAGGACCGAGACCAGAAGCUAUUGGGGACGCUUCUGGAAUCUGAGCAGGAAAGGUUUGAAGGUUCAACAUUAACCGCUGGUUAAUUAGGCAGGCAUUUGAGCUGUUUUCACGGCUUGUUAAGAUCCACAUGGCUCCAACAAAUGUCCGCCAUCAUUUCUCUGCAACAGCAGCAGCAGCAGACUGCAGCUCUCCACUGGAGUCUGAGCUGCGAAGUUUGCUGCAGCAAAGGAUUAUGGUCCUAGAUGGUGGAAUGGGAACUAUGAUCCAACAAGAAAAUCUGGAAGAGGAUGAUUUCAGAGGAGAAGAGUUUAAGGAACACCCUCUUUCUCUGAAGGGCAACAAUGACCUUCUCAGUAUCACACAGCCAGCCAUCAUUUAUAAAAUACACAAGGAGUAUCUGCAGGCUGGUGCUGACAUCAUCGAGACGAACACGUUCAGCAGCACAUCCGUGGCCCAGGCAGAUUAUGGACUGGAACACCUGGCCUAUCGCCUCAACAGGGUUUCAGCAGAGUUGGCAAGGAAAGCAGCGGAUGAUGUCACCAAACAGUCCGGUUGUAAACGCUAUGUGGCCGGGGCACUGGGUCCCACAAACAAAACCCUCUCUGUGUCACCCUCUGUGGAGAAACCGGACUUCAGGAAUAUAACGUUUGAUGAGCUGGUAGAGGCCUACACAGAGCAGGCUCGAGGUUUAUUGGAUGGAGGAGCUGACAUCCUGCUGGUUGAAACCAUCUUUGAUACUGCUAAUGCCAAGGCUGCUCUGUUUGCCAUCGAGCUUCUCUUUGAAAAGACCCAUGAAAGAAAGCCCAUAUUUAUCUCAGGAACGAUUGUUGACCGCAGUGGACGGACAUUGUCUGGUCAGACGGGAGAGGCCUUUGUAGUGAGUGUGUCCCAUGCAAACCCACUGUGUAUUGGUCUGAACUGUGCGCUGGGCGCGACAGAAAUGAGGCCUUUUAUUGAGGCAAUUGGAAAAAGCACAACAGCUUUCAUCAUCUGUUAUCCCAAUGCAGGUCUUCCCAACACUUUUGGAGGAUAUGAUGAGACGCCUCAAGUAACAGCCUCCAGUUUAAAGGAGUUUUCUAUGGAUGGACUUGUAAACAUUGUUGGUGGAUGCUGUGGGACCACUCCAUCACACAUUAGAGCCAUAUCAGUAGCUGUUAAACCAUGCCAGCCAAGAGUCCCUGCUGCAGAUGCUUUUAAAAAUGAUUUGCUUCUCUCAGGUUUGGAGCCCUUCCGAAUUGGCUCAUAUACCAACUUUGUAAACAUCGGGGAGCGCUGCAACGUGGCUGGGUCACGCAGGUUUGCCAAGCUGAUCAUGGCUGGGCAAUAUGAGGAAGCUCUGAGCAUUGCUAAGACCCAAGUGGAGAUGGGAGCCCAGGUCCUGGAUAUAAACAUGGAUGAGGGCAUGCUGGAUGGGCCAACAGCUAUGGCUCGAUUUUGUAACUUCAUUGCCUCUGAGCCAGAUAUUGCACGGGUUCCUUUGUGUAUUGACUCCUCUAACUUCUCAGUGAUUGAAGCUGGGCUGAAGUGCUGCCAGGGGAAGUGCAUUGUCAACAGCAUCAGCCUAAAGGAAGGAGAGCAGGAGUUCUUGCUCAGAGCGGCCACUGUAAAGCGCUAUGGAGCUGCUGUGGUGAUAAUGGCCUUUGAUGAGGAGGGACAGGCCACAGAUGCAGAGCACAAAGUGGAGAUCUGCACUCGGGCCUACAAGCUCCUGGUCAACAAGGUUGGAUUUGAUCCUAACGAGAUCAUCUUUGACCCCAAUAUCCUCACCAUUGGCACUGGCAUGGAGGAACACAAUGACUACGCUGUCAGCUUCAUCAGGGCCACCAAGCUUAUCAAGGAGACACUACCAGGAGCCAAGGUUAGUGGAGGUUUGUCCAACCUGUCCUUCUCCUUCAGGGGUAUGGAGGCCAUCAGAGAAGCGAUGCACGGGGCUUUUCUCUAUCACGCUAUCAAGAAUGGGAUGGAUAUGGGGAUUGUGAAUGCUGGGAACCUUCCUGUUUAUGAUGACAUUGAUAAGGAGCUGUUGUUACUGUGUGAGAAUCUCAUCUGGAACAGAGAGGCAGAUGCUACAGAUAAACUACUGGCCUAUGCACAGAAUAAAGGCAAAGGAGGAAAGAAGGUGGUUCAGGCAGAUGAAUGGAGAAAAGCUUGUGUAGAAGAAAGAUUGGAAUACGCUCUCAUCAAGGGAAUAGAGAAGUAUGUUGUGGAAGAUGUUGAGGAGUGCCGAGCUCAGGUAGAUUGCUACAAGCGGCCCCUUCACAUCAUUGAGGGCCCCCUGAUGAAUGGCAUGAAAGUGGUGGGGGAUUUGUUUGGAGCCGGGAAGAUGUUUCUGCCACAGGUAAUUAAGUCUGCUCGUGUUAUGAAGAAGGCAGUUGGUUAUCUGAUUCCAUUCAUGGAGAAGGAGAGGGAGGAGAUGAUGGCAGCAUCGGGAUCAGCCGAGGAGAUGGAUCCCUAUCAAGGCACCAUUGUUUUGGCUACAGUAAAAGGAGACGUCCAUGACAUUGGGAAGAACAUUGUUGGUGUGGUGCUGGGUUGUAACAACUUUAGGGUAAUCGACCUGGGUGUGAUGGUUUCCUGUGAUCGUAUUCUCAGAGAGGCUGUAACACAGAAAGCUGACAUCAUUGGUUUAUCAGGCCUCAUCACUCCAUCUCUGGACGAGAUGAUUUAUGUGGCCAAAGAAAUGGAGAGACUUGGAAUGACAACACCUUUGCUGAUUGGAGGAGCCACCACAUCAAAGACACACACUGCUGUGAAGAUUGCACCCUGCUACAGUUCUCCUGUUGUCCAUGUCCUCGAUGCAUCCAGGAGUGUGGUGGUGUGCUCCCAGCUGCUAGACGAGGGAAUGAGGGAGGAGUAUUUGGAGGACGUGAAGGAGGAGUAUGAGGAUGUCAGACAAGAGCAUUAUCACUCUGUAAAGGACCGUCGGUAUCUUUCUCUCUCUGAGGCCAGGCAGAAGGCUUUGCAUAUAGACUGGUCCUCUGUGCCUAGACCAGUUCACCCUCAGUUCUUAGGCACUCGCGUGUUUGACUGUUACAAUCUAAACAGUCUGGUGGACUUUAUCGACUGGAAGCCUUUCUUUGAUGUGUGGCAGCUCAGAGGGAAAUACCCCAACAGAGGAUACCCCAAGAUUUUUAAAGACAAGACAGUUGGUGUGGAAGCUCACAGAGUCUUUGAUGACGCCCAGCUAUUGCUCCAUCGGAUGAUCGACAGCCACAGCCUGAAGGGGCGGGGCCUGGUGGGCUUUUGGCGUGCUCAGAGUAACGGCGAUGAUAUCAAUGUUUACAAAGAAGAUGGUACAGUUCACAAAAACACAAAGCCCAUCGCCACUUUUCAUGGCUUACGGCAACAGGCGGAAAAAGACAGCUCCAGCUCAGAGCCCUUCCUGUGCGUUUCUGACUUUGUGGCUCCUGUGGACAGCGGCGUGGCCGACUACAUUGGGAUGUUUGUUGUAGGUGUGUUUGGAGCUGAGGAGCUCAGUCAGCAGUUCCAAACCCAGGGAGAUGACUACAACAGCAUCAUGGUUAAAGCUCUUGCUGAUCGCCUAGCUGAGGCAUUUGCUGAGGAGCUUCAUGCUCGUGUGCGUAAGGAGCUGUGGGGCUACAGCUCUGAUGAGGCUCUGCAGGCCUCAGACCUUCAUAGAGUACGAUACCAAGGCAUCAGACCUGCAGCCGGCUACCCCAGCCAGCCUGACCACACAGAGAAGCACAUCAUGUGGAGUCUGGCCAGUGUACAGGAGAAGACAGGUAUUGCUCUGACUGAGUCCCUGGCCAUGACACCAGCUGCCUCAGUCUCAGGACUUUACUUCUCACAUCCUCAGGCCUCAUACUUUGCUGUAGGAAAAAUCACCAAAGAGCAGGUGGAAGAUUAUGCCAGGAGGAAGGAGAUGAGUACAGAGGAGGUGGAGAGAUGGUUGGCUCCCAUCCUGGGCUAUGAACAGGAGCCGUAGCUUAGAGUCUCUGGUGAAAUCAUUCCAGGAGCUGUUACUGAGGCAGCUGUAUGUGGUUUCGAUCUGGCAUCAGAGGGUGCUACAUUUACAGCCCAUAAGGCCCCAGUGUAUGACUUUAAAUGGGAACAUUGACUUUAAAUGGAAACAUUGCAGACUGGAUCACACUUCUGUUCCGGACUGUCGCUGACUAAUCUGCAGCAGUUGGGCUCAGAAAUCUGUUCUUAUCAUUUUGGAAGCUAAAAGAUCUUUUAACACGAUUCAUGUUUUAGAGAUGGUUUUAAAUUUGUUUUUUUAAAUGAAACUAGGUCUUCAGACAUUUUUGUAUUUCAGUUAUUCUUUUUAGGUUGAGUAUUUUAUUUAAAUAAUAUGGUAAAUGCCCUGGAAUCUGGAGUGUACUGUCAUGCAUGAGCAUGCAAGCAACUUGGAGCAUCCAUCCAUCCAUCCAUCCAUCCAUUUUCUAACCGAAUAUAGCUGCUGGUGCAACAAAAUCCUCCUUAGAAACUAUUACACAUGUCAUUUUAAGUCAACCACAUGUUAAGCAUAUAACUUGGAAUAUUUUAUUAAUUUAUUGUAAGUAAUCUUCUGUUGAAAAAAAGAGCUGCUAAUUCAGUUUAUAGAGACUCUAAAGGUUCAUUCCAGGGCUCCUGAGAUUUAAAGGAACAGUCCAUUCCUGCAUAAGUGGUCCUUGUUAUUGAUACCAAAAAUCAGUAUUGAUUGUUAUUGUAUUCUGAAUAAUAUUCAGAAAGUAGUCUUGAGUUUAUAUUUUUGAUGAAUGAGCAUUUUUCAAAUUUCAAAAGUAUAGUUAUUGUAGUGAUCAUUGGAUUAAGGAUUUGAAUGUUUGCAACUAAGCAUCUUGGAGUAAAUAAGGAUUUCUGAAAGAAAUGAUUUAAAAAUGUUCUGGAAAUUAAGAUAAAUUGUUCUAAGGUGUGUUUUGAAAUAAAUAACUUUUUUCCCCCAAUA